AUGGGCGAAGUAGAAGAAGAAGGAGAACCGAAGUACCAGCUCUUCGUGAAGGGCGCCGAGAAGCCCCGAGAGGAAGGAUCGCAGAAGUUCACGGGUCAAGGCAAGGCGCUCUACUUGACUGGCGACAGCUACGAGGGCACUUUCGUGGAGGGUCUUCGUACAGGAAAGGGACUGUAUGUCUUCAAGAAGACCGGCGACAGCUACGAAGGCAAGUAUGAGGAGAACAGGAAGCACGGGUUUGGCAAGAUGACGUACAGGAACAAUAUCGGCGAGGAGGAGGAUGCCGACCCGCCAGACGAGAAUGCCCCACCAAGGGGAGGCACCUAUUUGGGCAACUUCACCGCCGGCCUCCGAGGGCGCUUGGCCAGUGCCGGUCCCGAGGCGCCAGCAGACGGCACCUUCACCUACGUCAACGGAGACGCAUACGCGGGUCAGUGGAGAGAGGGCAAGAAGCAUGGCAACGGCACGUACACGUUUGCCAAGGAUGGAACUCAGCUAGUUGGAGAGUGGGAAGAUGGCAAGAUCGUCAGCGGCAAGUGGGUGUUUCCCAACGGCACGUUCUACUGCGGCAAGUUCAGGUACAACAAGCCCUACGGCAAAGGAGUGUGGGUCUUCAAGAACGGAAACCAGCUUGCUGGUGAUUACCUGCAGAAGGAGCAGGCUACCGAAGACGAACCAGCAGACGAGACGGAGGGAGCACCAAAGCCUGAUCCGAAGGUGUGGUGCCAGUUCAAGCCGAGCAAAAGUGUUGCGGUCAGAGGAGGGUCAAUGUUUUAUCCAAAGACGGGUGCAUAA
Molecule: messenger RNA, 795 nt
Organism: Symbiodinium sp. CCMP2456
Lineage: Eukaryota; Dinophyceae; Suessiales; Symbiodiniaceae
Source: the annotation of a GenBank genome assembly